AUGCCCAUUCUCGGUCUGAAAUCCCCCGGGCCUUCCUCUCCUUCCCACUUUUCCCUUGAAUCCCUCAUUCGGCCCAAUAUUCUCGCUCUACAGCCCUAUCGAUGUGCUCGAGACGAUUACUCCGCAGGUGUCCUUCUUGACGCAAAUGAGAACGCAAUCGGUCCAGCACUUCCCCCUGCCAAGCUUGACUCGAUCGCCGGUCAAACGCUAUCCCUCCUAUCUGAAGCUGAAAUCGCCAGCUUGAAUCGAUAUCCUUCACCCACUCACGACGAUUUGAAGCGAUCCAUCGCGAAAUUCAGAGGUGUCCCGAAUGAAGAGUGGGUAUUUCUUGGUGUUGGGAGUGAUGAAGUAAUCGACAUGCUGUACCGAGUGCUCUGUGUACCUGGAAAAGAUCGGGUGAUGACCUGUCCCCCAACUUACGGAAUGUACAAAGUCACCGCUAAUGUCAAUGACGUGGGAGUGUUGGAAGUGCCGUUGACUACCGAAGGUGGACGGUUCCAACUGGAUGAGAAAGCUAUGAACGAAGCGUUCAAAGCCAACCCCGACCUCAAAAUGCUCUUCAUCUGCUCCCCUGGCAAUCCCACUGGGACUAUAAUCCCCCUGGAUGCUAUCAAACGAGUUCUCGAAAACCCCUUGUUCAGAGGUGUAGUUGUCGUUGACGAAGCAUACAUCGAUUUCUCACCGGAAGGCAGUAGUGCAGCAAAUCUGGUCAAUGAUUAUGCCAACGUUUGUGUCACUCAAACGUUGAGUAAAAGUUUCGGAUUGGCCGCUAUAAGGUGA
Messenger RNA from Kwoniella shivajii, 780 nucleotides. RefSeq lists its product as uncharacterized. The transcript has 2 exons. Lineage: Eukaryota; Fungi; Basidiomycota; Tremellomycetes; Tremellales; Cryptococcaceae. Gene Ontology annotation, biological process: biosynthetic process. Gene Ontology annotation, molecular function: pyridoxal phosphate binding; transferase activity. The record is from RefSeq and is a predicted model, not a curated record. Bases 1 to 780 code for a protein of 259 amino acids.